Marchantia polymorpha subsp. ruderalis is the source of this 812-nucleotide messenger RNA. Lineage: Eukaryota; Viridiplantae; Streptophyta; Marchantiopsida; Marchantiales; Marchantiaceae. The record is from the annotation of a GenBank genome assembly.
AACACACUUCCUCGACGUCGAGGGUCUUUUCGCUCGCUCGCACUCCUGCUGCUGCAGCUGCUGCCCUUCUUCGACAUCGCGAAUCCUCGAUCGAGCCUGAAUCUGAAGCUUAAGCUAUGGCGGCGACGGCCAAAACCGUGAAGGAUGUUCCUUCGCACGAGUUCGUUCGUGCAUACGCCGCCCAUCUGAAGCGGUCUGGAAAGAUUGAAGUGCCAGCCUGGUCCGAUCUUGUGAAGACCGCUACCUUCAAGGAGCUUGCCCCCUAUGAUGGCGACUGGUACUACAUCAGGGCAGCAUCCAUGGCAAGGAAGAUCUACUUGAGGGGUGGAAUUGGAGUCGGUGCUUUCCGCAAGAUUUACGGAGGCCGAAAGAGCAACGGUGUGCGACCCUCUCACUUUGCGAAGAGCAGUGGCUCCAUCGCUAGGAAUGUGUUGAAGCAGUUGGAGUCUAUCGACAUCAUCGAGAAGGAGCCCAAGGGAGGAAGGAGAAUCACAUCCGCAGGUCAGAGAGAUCUCGACCAAGUUGCCGGACGCAUCGCUGUUGCUGCAGCUUAAGCAGUCAAUCAAAUGCAGAUUUUCGUACAAUAGUUGAAACCAUCUGUUAGGGUAGAGAAACUGUGGGAUACUCGGGAAACCGUGGGCUGUGCCCACGUUGAGGCGUAGGUUGUCUUCGUCCUAUUGUGGAGCGAAUUAUCGUGCGCGUUGUCGCCGAAGAAUAUGAAAGUUAAGGUGUUCUGCCCUCAUUACACUCAUCUGAUUAAUUUCUAGAUAAAUUUUGACUUCAGUAAAGGCGCUGCCUUGAUUUCUUCGUUG